AUACUAAAGUAAAGUGCAACGGCCGACGCCAACGAGGGAGGUCGUGUUGCACGUGUUUUUGCUUUUUACUGUAAUGCAGUUGUUAUGAAUAAAAAACUUUAAAUUAGGUUUAAAAAGUGCCGGAUUUAUAAUAACUGACUAACGUUACAGCUCCACCUGUAUAUGUUUUGACGCAGUCGUCCAUUGCGUCAACGAAGAACACAGAUGCCAGUAUCAGUUUUAUGAUAUUAGUGUACCUGUGAGCCAUGGAGAUGUCACACCAGGGUGGGGCGGAGGGCGAGAGCCUCCUGAGGCAGGAGAGGGGAGCCGUCGUCAUGCCUGGCCAGAGACAAGGACGUUGGGAUGCGGCGGACGAGAAGGCGCCAUUCCUUCGCAACGAGCCGGUGAAGUUAACGCCGGCUUGGGAAGGCAACAACUUGCCAAAUGACACGCUUAACUUGAAAGGUAUCGCAAUGGACUUAGCAGCUCCAAAAGACAGAUGGCACCUAAUCUUCCUGACGCUGAUGCUGCACGGUCUCGGUACCCUGACUGCGUGGAACAUGUUCAUCACGGCGAAGGAUUACUUCGUGAAAUACAAGCUGGCCAGCGCUCCUGCCUACUCGGAACACUACCUCGCCUAUGUGGGGUGGGCCAGCCAGAUCCCAAACCUUGUGUUCAGCUGGGUCAAUGUCUUUUUGACGUCCAAAGGCGACCUUACAUGCCGUAUUGUAUGGUCGUUGAUAAUGGAGGUCCUUAUAUUCGUGUUCACCAUCAUCCUAGCUAUGAUGGACACCACCAACUGGCCCGGCACCUUCUUCUGGCUCACGAUGAUUUCCGUAUUCUUACUUAAUGGAUUCAACGCAGUCUUCCAGAACUCAGUGUAUGGUGUAGCGGCUCGACUGCCCGUGCGCUACACUGGCGCCGUGGUGCUAGGCAGCAACAUUUGUGGAACCCUCAUCGUGUUCCUCAACUGGUGCUCCGUGUUCUUCGACAACCAGCGUACCGCCGCCAUCUACUACUUCAUCGGCGGCAUGUUCGUGCUACUCAUUUGUAUUGACACCUACUUCGCUUUGCCUUUGAAUAAAUUCUACCGCUACCACGAGUCGCUGCAGCAGCAGAUGCAGGCGGAUGACAAUAAGAACGUGAACAAGCCGCGCGUGUCUCGCUUGAAGAUCUUCGGCCAAGCGUUCGUGCAGCUGUACAACGUGUUCAUCGUGUUCUUUGUCACCCUCGCCGUCUACCCUUCUGUUAUAUCAGAUAUCUCACCAAACGUCCCAGGGUUUUUGGGCGAUAACUUCGUUCGAAUGACAUGCUUCCUGACUUUCAACCUCACAGCUAUGAUCGGUAACAUCACUGCUAGUACGUGGAAAUUCCCGGGCCCCCGUUGGCUGGUAGUGUUCACAACGCUCCGUGUGCUGUUCAUCCCGUUCUUCCUGAUGUGUAACUACAAGCCGGCGGACCGCACCUUCCCGGUCUACGUCACCAACGACUGGGUCUUCUGGGUAGCCUCCGUUCUACUUGGCUGGAGUUCCGGCCAUGGAAGCUCGCUAGCCAUGAUGUAUAUUGGAGGUACUGUGGCUCCGGAGAACGCAGGCACAGCGGGUAUGAUCGGCGCGGCCAUGUUAGUGACGGGGCUUGUCACCGGCAUCACGUUCACUCGACUCUGCCCCAUCAUCGUCACAGCCGACCUUUGGCGCACCGCCUAGCGAUCACUACACUACGUCUCUACGGCGUGGAACGUGUUUACCAGAAGACUAGGACAGUGAAUGACGUCACAAUUAUGACGUCUAGUGAAGUGUUGUUCAGUAAAGUGAUCAUCCAAUCAAGACAAAGUUGGACAAGUGAUAUAAGGAUUGUGACAUUCGACUAAAUGUGUUCUAUAGCUAUAUAUUAUAUGCAAUUUAUAUUAUUCGUUGACAUGUGUACAGUUUGCCAAAAACUAAUAGUUUUAUCUGAUUUCUGAUCCACUUUGUGUGUGCCUUCUAUUUAUUUGUUCGUUCUUAUGUUUGUACCUUCUACACGGUUAAUCUGUUAAGAUGCAUUUACUAUCAUCAUCAGUUUAAGUAUAAUGUUAGCAACUUAAGUUGAAACCAAAUAUUUUGUCUCGAAGUAUGUACCUAUUCUGUCUGUACUACAAUAUCUCAUGAUUAUUUGUUCAUUUGGUGCUUAACAUGUAAGAAUUGUUUUGUCUUAUACUAGCAGUUGAUACACAAAAGUUAUAGCUUGGUUUAAGAGCUAAAAUGGUAUUAAAUAUUAUCCUAUAGAUAUAAGACUGUGACGAUAUUAAUUCUGCCAUGAGGCUAUUUAAGUCAAAAUGCAAGUGAAGCUUUGACUUUAGACACCAUAGAUAUAUUAAGGAAUUGGUUUUAAUGCAAGUUGACGAAUCUAAGAAAUAAUCAUUGACAAAAACUUUAUAAUUUUACAACUUAUUACUUAACAAAAUUUUAGGAAAAUGGAUAUUUAAAGUGGAAAUAGUUUAUUACUUCAACAGUUUUGUUGAAAUUAAAAUAUCAUAAAGGAUAUUAGGUAAAUGGAUAGUAUGAAAAUCGCUAUAUGAAAUUAUAUUUGUAAAGUUAAAGUUUGUAAGUGCGUAAAAUGUUUAAUAGUUAGGACACUACAUUUAUGAAGUUAAUAUAUUUGUUAUUAUUGUAAUAAUAUGUACUAUACAUUGCGUGGUGCCGUCUAUUGUUUCUGUUGCCCUGUUAAUAAUGUGUGUAAUAUUAAUAAUCAUGAUUAAAAACACUAAAAGCUGGGUGCUAACAUACAGUUUUACUCUAAACCGAGUGAAAAUCAACGUGCGUACCGUAAAAGUCAUAAGUGGAAGGCUCGAUGUAAUUAAAUAAAUUUAAAUACCGCACUUUCAAGAAGCGAGCUGAAGUUUUGUUUCAGUAAUACUAAUUGUAGCAUUAAAGCUGCUUGAUAGUUAAUGCUAAUAUGUGGAUGAAAAUGGUUUUUAUUUGAGGUAGUAAAUCUUGUAAAUCUGUAUGUACUAGGUACCCAGCUUUAAACUGCUCCUAAUACACAAGGUCUGAAUGUUGUUUAUGUAUAAAAACACCACCGUAUAAUACAUCCCUUUGCAGGGUUAACGGUACAUUUGUUUCAUGUGUUCUUUUAUUUUAUUUGACAAAUGCACUAAUCCAAAGUGCUUGAAUAAUUGACUAAAAUUAAGUUUAAGUAGUUAUUUGACCCUCAGUUUUGUCUUAGCACAAAUUUAAAACCCUUUGUGGAUGACAUUUGUAUGAAAUUUAAAUAGGAUGCCGUUUUCACGUGCCUGUGAAGGAUAGAUUUGUAUUUUGUACCUAAACAAUAGGUAAAUGAAUCUAUAAUAUCGCGGUUAUCCUUGUAAAAUGUCAUUCACAUUUAUUUUAUAGGUAAAUUCUAACAAAAAUAUGUUUUUUACAGACUGAAACACUAACAAUUCUUCGAUUAGAUAUAAGACCCUAGAGAAUUGUGGUUUUUCUCAAUAUAGCUAGGUGUAACAAUUUUAUUUUAGAUUAAUUUGCUCAUUUGACUUGCGUUUUUUUUUUGUUAGUUUUAUGUGUGCGCAUUUGAACAUUGAUUUGCGAAUCGUGAAUCAUUUUAAUUAGUAGUUAUGGCAACAUUUGAUCUAGAGUAUUCUAGAGACAUUUUUUUUUACUUCGUUGAGUGAAACCAAAUAAGUGACUGUUGAACAAUACCUGGUUUUUGUUUUAAAUACCCAGCAUGAACAUUGUUAGUCCUAUUUAUUUAAAAGUAAAAUGUUAUUUUUUAAA
Molecule: messenger RNA, 3731 nt
Organism: Spodoptera frugiperda (fall armyworm)
Lineage: Eukaryota; Metazoa; Arthropoda; Insecta; Lepidoptera; Noctuidae
Gene: Ent2
Product: equilibrative nucleoside transporter 1
Exons: 10
Coding region: 246-1685 (479 amino acids)
Biological process (GO): nucleoside transmembrane transport
Cellular component (GO): plasma membrane
Molecular function (GO): nucleoside transmembrane transporter activity
Source: RefSeq, a predicted model, not a curated record